GCUAAUCAACAUUACACACUGUAUCACUUGCCUGUUCACACUUUAACAGAACGAGAAAAACGAUCGCUUUUAUUAUCAACUCACGAUAUUUGAUAGUAAAUGAUUUCGCAGAUGAACUGUGAAAUCUUACCAAACUACCGUUAAUCCAAUUAUUUUAGUAGAAAAAUAACAAAUCGCUGAAGAAAAUAUGUUGACAAUUUGUAAGUCAAAAUUUUGACAGCAUGCAGUUGCGUUCUUUCAAAAAUGGACAGCCAUGAACAGCUGUUCGAAUCGGUUGAACGUGAACCGGUUAUUCCGGUAGUGUGGGUGCUGCUGUUUUGUUUAAACAUUUCUGCAAAUUCAAUUUUAAAACAAUCAUUCAAUAAUUAUUACUCCAGCAAUGGAGGAACAAACGAUGCCGGUUUUCAAAAGGAUGACUUUAGCCCAGACCAAUCCCAUUGCGGGCAAUAAAAAACGAAGCUGGAAAUCACUGAAACAAAUUUUAGCCUACGAACGCACACUCCCUUGGAAGGAAUCUGAUGUUACUUACUCGUCGAUUAAUGGUCCACCAUCGUUUGUGCCGGCGAAAAAGUAUUCCGACAUAUCCGGUCUAAUCGCUCCCUACACUGAUCCACAUUCUAAGCUGCACUAUCACAAUGCGGAAGAAUUCCAAACUGUACGUAGCCUACCGAUGGACAUUACGGCUGGUUUCUUGGCCCUGCGAGGAGCGAGUAGUAUAGUUUAAGAGGUAAUUGGUUUUUAAAUCUAAAAUUGCAUUUUUUUUGACUGAAAACUAAAUGUAAAAUCUUUUAAUAAUAAUAAUAAUUUCUUAGUUUGAACAUAACAAAGAAUUGUCAAAUAAUUAAGUUUUUAUCGAUAUUUUCUCGAAUUAAUAUUAGCUAUAAAUCAAAACUGAUACAAAACAGCAACUCAUGACAAUUAUUAAAAUAGAAAUAACUACAUCUUGUCCAAUGUGUUAUAUACACUUUUC
Wyeomyia smithii (pitcher-plant mosquito) is the source of this 970-nucleotide messenger RNA. Its product is annotated as INO80 complex subunit C. The coding region runs from base 380 to 724 and encodes 114 amino acids. NCBI's taxonomy places the organism in Eukaryota, Metazoa, Arthropoda, Insecta, Diptera, Culicidae. Gene Ontology annotation, cellular component: Ino80 complex. The record is from RefSeq and is a predicted model, not a curated record. The transcript has 2 exons. Gene Ontology annotation, biological process: chromatin remodeling.